This is a messenger RNA of Rotaria sp. Silwood1, 3048 nucleotides long. The record is from the annotation of a GenBank genome assembly. NCBI's taxonomy places the organism in Eukaryota, Metazoa, Rotifera, Eurotatoria, Philodinida, Philodinidae.
AUGAGUAUUAUCGGUUUACUCUAUUCUCACAAUGGAUCAUAUUUAUUAAGUAGUGAUGAAGAAGGUGAUUUAUGUUUAUCAGAUGCUAAUGAUAAUUAUAAAUUACAAAAAACUGUUGCUAAAGCUUUAAUAGCAUCAGAAAAAGGACCACCGCCAUUAUCGAUUAGUCCAGAUGGUAAAUAUGCAGCUUAUGUUGGACCUACAAAAUUUAUUGUUACAAUUAUUGAAAUAAAUACUCUUAGUCAAACAUUACAAAUUGAUAUAAGCAAUUGUACAUUAAUGACAAAUGAUCAACAAACAAUAACAUCAUUAGAAUCAGCUUUAUUUGCACGUUUUACACCGAAUCGAUAUCUAUUCGUUGCAACAGCAAAUUUUAAAUUACUUAAAUUUGAUUCAUAUACUGGAAAACUAUUGAAUAUUAUUGAUAAUAUCCACAAACAUUCAUUCGAUAGUCUAACUUUAUCUUCAAAUGGUCAAUAUCUCAUAACUGGUGGUGAUGGUAUGUUAAAGUUUUGGGAUGCUAAUAUGAAAUUAGAUAUAAAUUUUCAAAAUUUCAUUGGUCAUUCUGAACAAGUACGAAAAGUAUUUUUUACUGAUGAUAAUAUGCAUGUUGUAAGUAUUGGAGAUUCAAUAUUAAUAUGGAAUGUUCUUGCUUGGAAUACCUUACCACCAAAAAUGCCAAAUAAUGCACAAUGUAUUGUUUCUCCACAGUUGAUGAUGACAAAAAUUCUUGAACAUACAUUAGUUCGAUCAAGUUCAGAUCAAUCAAGAAAUUCAUCAGAAUUAUUUCAUGUUUCUCAAGAAACAAACGAACGUGCUAUUACACGAUCAUUAUCAAAUUUAGAAAUUGAUAAAACAGUGAAUAUCUUUCAAGAAGAAAAAAAAAUUAUUAAUAAAAAAUUACUAACAAAACAAACUGAUAAUGAGCAUUUUUCUUCUCUAUCAUCUAUUCGACGUCACUUCAUUCAAAGAAUUAAUCAUUCACAAUUAGCAAAAAAACGAUAUAUAGCACCAAUUAAUCAAGAAAAUCUAAAACUUCAAACAAUUAUUGGUUACAAUGGUAACGGACGUGAAAAUCUUGUUUGGCAUCCUCAUACAGGUUUUUUUGCAUAUACUGUUGGUUGUAAUAUUAUUGUAGAAAAUCUAAAUAGUAAUCAUCAAACUAUUUUAACUGGACAUACAGAAGAAAUAUCAACUAUAACAUUAUCAAGUGAUGCAACGAUUUUAGUCAGUGCUCAAUGUUCAAUACCAAUAAAGAAAGAAGAAUUACAAGUAAAGAUGAUUGUUUGGGACACAAAAACACUUCAACAAAAAACAUAUUUUCAUGUAUCAGUUCAAGCAAUUCAAUCCAUGGCUUUUUCGAAAGAUGAUCGUUUUCUUAUUACAAUUGGUAAUUAUCGAAAACCAAUGAUGAGCCUAUGGUCAAAAAAUAACUUUACACAUUUACUGAACUGGCACGAUGAACAUUCAUCAUUUUAUAUAAAUUGUCUUGCUUGGAAUCCAAUACGGACUAAUGAAUUUUGUCUUGGUGGUUCACAUGGUUUUAUUCGUUUUUGUACCAUUAUUGAACAAGCAGAUGAUAAGAAAUUACAUUUGCAAGUUGUUAAUGAACAAAUUCCAUUAUUAUUAAAUGAACAUAAAAAAACAUCAUGUGAUAUAACAGCAUGUGUUUAUUUAACAUCAAUUGUAAAUCUUGUUUUAUGUGCAACAAAUAAUGGUUUAAUAACAUGUUGGAAUAGUCGUCUAAGUUUAUGUAUUCUUCAUUGGAAAGCUGAUUCAAAUGAAAUAUGUUAUAUAGCAACAACGAAUUAUAAAUUAUUGACUGGAUCAUCAACAGGAUGUUUAAAACUAUGGAAUAUAGAAACUCUUGAAACAAAUUUAGGACAAUUAAAUUCAAUUGAUUCAAAUUAUAGUUUAAAAAUGCAAGAUGAAUUUCAAUUAGAUGAUGGAAUAAUAAGUGGAUCAUUUGAUAGUACAUUCGACAUGGGUAUUAUUGGUACAUUAUGUGGAUCUCUAUGGUAUAUUUGUUGGACAACUGAUCGAUCAAUAACUCGACUUGUUGCAUCACAUACAGAUAAAAUAACUGAUUUAAUUCCUAUUGAAGAUACUCAUAUUGUUACAAGUAGUCUUGAUGGUACAAUACGAAUCUUUCAAUUAGAUGAUCGAAAUGAAAUUCUUCGUUUUAAUACAAAUGGAUUACAAGUAACUUGUUUAACAUCAUGGGAUAAUUCUAUUGUAUUAACGAAUAAUUCACUUCAUACAACAAAUUCUAUGAAAAAUAUAAAAUCAACUAUUCGAUCAAUUGUUACUGGAUAUAAUGAUGGAACAAUACGAAUUUUUAAUAUUUUACAUGAACAAAUGCAACUUAAAUUACAACCACAUGCAUCAUCAAUAACUGCAAUUCAUAUUCCUUUGCAUACAAUAAUUUGUCUUUCCGGUGCAUUGGAUGGUUCUGUUGCAAUAUCAAAUUUAGUACAAGGUAUUAUCUUACGUGUAUUGAAUGAACAUUGUCAUUCAGUACCAAUUUGUAUAAUUGAUUCAAAAAAAUUACUAGAAAACAAUUUUUAUAUGUGGUUAAUUACUAGUCAUGAUCGACGUAUUAGUUUAUGGAAAUCAAAUCAACAAUUUGAUUUAUGUUCAUGUAUCGAUUGGUUAACAUUAUCUACAUCUCAUACAACAACUAAUUGGCAAUCAUCUCCACCAAGUUUAGCACAUUUUAUUGAUACUAAUUUAAUUAUAUAUACGGAUUAUGAUAAUGAACAAUGUCUAAAAAUAUAUAAUAUUGAUACAAAACAAAUUAUACGAACAAUAUUAUUAAAUCAAUGGUGUUCAUGUUUUGAUUUAUUAACUAUGAAAAAUAAGAAUUAUUUAAUAGCUAUUGGUACAAAAGAUCGUUUAAUACAAUUAAAAGAUUAUACUCAGGAAACAUUUCAAGAUUUUAUUGGUCAUAAUGAUAAAGUAUCAAAUAUAAAAUUUAAUAAAUCAAAUGAUAUAUUAAUAACAACAUCAUCAAAUGAAAUAUUUGUUUGGAAAAUCAUCUUAAAUUAG